Funneliformis geosporum is the source of this 201-nucleotide messenger RNA. The record is from the annotation of a GenBank genome assembly. NCBI's taxonomy places the organism in Eukaryota, Fungi, Glomeromycota, Glomeromycetes, Glomerales, Glomeraceae.
AUGGAAGCUGUUGGAGAUCCUGUGAUUUUUACGGUAUUGGGCUUUUGGACGACUGGAGUUGUCGUAGGAUAUAUCACAGCGGUCGCUCAGAGCUAUGUAGAUAGCAUGAGUGCUAUAAAAGUAGUACAAGUUGUUGGAGUCGACGGCUUAGUCAAUCAAAAUAGAGUCGACUCCUCCACUUUCCAAAUGACUGAACCGUGA